UCCUUAUAACCGUGCAUGUGACGAAUACAAAUCUUGAAUCUUGAAUUUUGAUGAGAGGACGACAGGGGACGGACAUUCUUGAGGAAGUGUUAUUGGAUUAUAUUUGUCCAGAUACAAUGGUCUAAAAUGAAAAAAAGUUUCCUGGACUUUUUCCUUUAUAAACACAGAAAAAGAUCUGACAUGAUUUGUCUUACAUUCAUUUUCAAAAGACUGCUAUUUUAAUAAGAGUGUGUAGCAUGUAUUUUGUUUUUACUUUGUAUUUUUUAACAAAGUAUCUCUGUAUUUCGUCUGAAAUACGUUAAGGCAGCAAUCAUAACUGGAAAGUUAUUUUUAACAUCUAUUACAAGAACUUCAAUCUUCAGAAUAUGAUGCAAACCCACAUGGUACAGGCUACACCCAUUCCUCAAGAAAAACUUACAUUUUGGCAACUUCCUUUUGUUCUAUACUAGAUUCAUGAAAACAAAAAUAACAUUUUAUUUAUUUAGCAUAUUUAGUUUUGACUUUUUCGAAAUGAGUCAUUAUUUACUCUAGUAGCAGUAACUAGAAAACAAGCGCCAGUGGGGCCAGUUUAAGUUGAACUUACGUCACUUCAUCAUAUUUGCAGUAUUUGGUCUUUUCUGCAGCUCAGCAGUAGCACUUCCUCUAAGAGACACUGUAAACUUCAACCUGAACACAAGUUUAACCUGAACACAGUUCAACAAGCUGAAGAAUGAAGACACUGCUGCUGUCUCUGCUCUGUCUGUGUGUGUGGAGUCAGUCCACAGAAGCUUUAACUGAUCAGCAGGUGCUUCUAGGACACAAUGUGACUUUAGCCUGUGAGUUUAAAUGUAAAGCCGCUAUAUGGUUUGUGACAAAACUACAAGCUCGUCCAGAGAUGAUAAUGCGAACCUUUGGAUCCACCGAACAGGCAAAAUAUUACCACUACAAAUUCAGCAGCAAAUAUUCAGAGGGUGGCAGGAGCCGCUUAAUAAUCAAUACAGUUAGUGUUGAUGAUUUAGGAAUUUAUUACUGUAUAAAACCAGGGAAUGAUCUACAGAUCAGUGUCAGUGAUGGUAUCAGACUGCACACCGCUGAAUCUCCCCGAAGCCACGAUGAACCAGAGCAAAAUAAUCCACCACAAGAUCAGAUUCCCAUCAUUAUUUUAAGUCUGUUGACUGUUGCGCUGUUUGCUGCCGUGAUAGGUCUAUUAAUGAUGAACCAUAAACUGUCUAAGAAAAUUCCUAAAUAUGUCAAUUUUCAUCAGAUUUCUACAAUGAAGUUUGGUGAGAAUAACAGAGGAAAAACAGAUCCUUUAUAUCUAGAGGUGCUGCCAAAUAUCUAGAGGUCCUGUGUGAAACAGUGAUUUGUUGCUGUUUGCUUCAAAUGAACAGAAUUCUGCGCUGCUUAAACAUGUAAUGAAAUUAUUUGGGCUUGUCUGUUCAUAAUAAAACAUGACUAAAAUCUGUCUGCAAUUAAAAUGUCCAUCAAGUUUUAUAAUAGCAUUUGCUUUUGAGUAAUAUGCUUUGUAAUGUUUUUUAUUAUUUUUUUAUGUCUUUCUGAGUUGCUAAAAUCUGAUUGUAUUGGGAUGCAGUAACAGUAAGAGUUUAUUCGCUCUCCUGUUUGAUCAUGUGGCAGUGAAUGUAAUAUGUGAAUGUAACAAACACACAGCUUUUCAUUUCACAAGACAUUAACUGAUGGA
This is a messenger RNA of Carassius gibelio (silver crucian carp), 1678 nucleotides long. RefSeq lists its product as uncharacterized. The record is from RefSeq and is a predicted model, not a curated record. Lineage: Eukaryota; Metazoa; Chordata; Actinopteri; Cypriniformes; Cyprinidae. The transcript has 5 exons. Bases 710 to 1321 code for a protein of 203 amino acids.